Molecule: messenger RNA, 2558 nt
Organism: Physcomitrium patens
Lineage: Eukaryota; Viridiplantae; Streptophyta; Bryopsida; Funariales; Funariaceae
Source: RefSeq, a predicted model, not a curated record
AGCAAAUGGUGGAAUGCGGUACAAUGAAAUGGAGGAGCGAGUCGCAGUGAGGGAGGGAGUGAGCGAGCGAGCGAGGGAGAGGGGGGAGGAGAGGGACACCAUCACUGCCAACCUCGGCGGUGCUGAUUUCGCAUCUGGUGUGGAGUCAUCAGUCUCCUUUGACUAGUUCUCUAUCUAACUCUCUUUCUCUCUUGCGCAUUCUUUCGAUAUUGCAUUUUUUCUGUCUGACGUUCUUUCGUGUUUGUUCUCGUCCGAGCUUUUACGCUUGGAGGUUUGAAAGGGGGUUUGGAGUUUUUGAGACCUCUGUGGUGUUGUUGAUUAGUUGUUUUGUUUUGUUUCGUUGUGUUUUUAUUUAGUAUUGCAUUUGUGCUUUGCAUUUUUUUGUUUUUUUGUUUUUUUUGUUUUCCUCCCCCAUGGUUGUACAUCGCCUGCGGGUAACUGUGAGCGUGUUUCUCACGGCUUUUAGUGUUGAGGGUCGUAGCGACGGAGAUUUGUGUUGUUGUGAGACUUAGGUAAUGCGGGAAGUAGUUGUCGAAUAGUGCAUGUCUUCAGCGGAGAUAGCGUAGGGUGUCGAGAAUGCGCAACUGAGGAGCGUUGUGUGUGUGUGUGUGUGUGUGUUGUCUUGUUUUUUACUUUUUACUUUUUUUCUCUUCUUGUGUCGGCUUGAUCCCGUUUGAGGGGUUUUUCGGUGUUGUUGUAGGGUCACAGCAUUGCCAUGGCCUCGCCAGCUGCCGCGGCGAAGCUACGAGAGUUGCAAUCGCAGGCUGGGAACAAGGUAUGCGUGGAUUGUCCUCAGCGGAAUCCACAAUGGGCGUCGGUAUCUUACGGCAUCUUUAUGUGCUUGGAAUGUUCCGGGAAGCACCGGGGGCUUGGCGUGCACAUCAGCUUCGUCCGAUCUGUUUCCAUGGACUCAUGGUCGGAGAUGCAGCUGAAGAAAAUGCAGGCAGGAGGGAACGCGGCGUUAAAUGGUUUUUUUGUGGAGUACGGGAUCCCGAAGGGCACGGACAUUGUGGCAAAGUAUAAUUCGAGAGCUGCAAGUAUUUAUCGAGAGAAGAUUCAGGCGUUAGUGGAAAAUCGAUCGUGGAACGCUCCGCCUGUAUCAAAGGAAAGCUCUAUAUUUUCUACCACUAAAAUCCGGAAUACUCAGGGGCCUGUUAGAACGAAUUCCGAAUGGGACGAUUGGGAUACCUCUGAUGCAGGGGGCAAUACACAAGGGCUACCACGGCGAGGGUCAGAUGGCUCCAUAUCUGCUGGAGGUUGUAACGGACCUCCUAGUUCUCACAGUGCGGGGAAUAUUUACUCGAAAUCGCAGCUCGAGGCGUCAGCGGCUGGGAAAGAGCACUUUUUUGCUAGGAAGCAGAUGGAGAAUGCUUCUCGUCCGGAUAAUAUUCCACCAUCGCAGGGUGGCAAGUACGUUGGAUUUGGGUCUGGGGGUGGGCGGCCUCCUCCAACCAGGGGUCCAGCUGCUGGAGGUGACAUGUUGAACGAUACAGUUUCUGUAUUGACUCAGGGUUUUGGGCAUUUGUCAGCUGUGGCAGCAGUAGCUGCGCAGAAUGCAGCUUCUGCACUACAAGCAGGCUCCGGUGACAUCCAAGCGAAGGUACGAGAAGGAGGAUAUGACCAAAAAUUAAAUGAGACUGUUGCCGUCGUGGCAGCUAAGGGCACUAAAGUGGGACAAAUGGCUUGGGGUUUCAUGCGUGGAGUUAUGGCCAUGGCUUCACAACAAGUAGAGACAUACACUAAAGAUGAAAUGAGUGGUUCCUCAUCACAGUACGGUACAGAUCAUGGUUCCUCCCAACAAUAUAAUUCUGUUAAUUCUAGUGGUACUGGUUACCAGGAAAUGAACGGCAGCCACGCAUGGGAUGCUCCCAUCAAGUCCAACGACGAUUGGAAGGAUUGGGAUACUGUGUCGAACAAACCGUCAAGAAUGGGAUUCGACGAAAAAGAUGGGGAUACCAAGAAGACGCUGGAGCAGCCAAAAACUAAUAAUGUAUGGUCUGGAUGGGAUGAUCAAGAUCAAGAAGUCCACGUCAAUGGAUCUAAACCUAGUCAAAAGGCAGACGAUGGAUGGGGUGAUGAUUCUUGGGAUGCUGGUUUUAAGUAAGAUGUUUCUGGAUAUCAUUGUAACACAUGCUGAUUCGAAUUCCGUUAAGUCUCCAGGUGACGUGCACUUUGGGUAUCUACCUGAGAUACGAUUUUGUCCAUACUAGACUAAAGGUCAAGUUAUAGGUUUUCGUAGUUAUUGUUAUGCAGCUGCACAUCAUUUCUGGAACAUGUUUGCAGAUUCAAGGAUUUAUUUGCAUGAUAGUAGUCAGGGGGGUAUUACUCCCGCAGUAUCUAAGCCUCAAUUUAUUUUGCCGCUCGCAUAUCUACGGUAAUGCUCGGGUCUUGUUUCAUACAGCUACUGCCAGAAGAAACCGGUCCAAAUUUAAUUGUGUCUGUACACGUACUCCAAUUCUAGACAGUGUGUUAAUUACAUAGUAAACAUAUAUUCAUAGACCCGUUACAAACUAUUUUUUAAAAAAUUAUGAAUCUUAAGGAGAAGAUCAGUUCAUUGA